UCGAAACCCGCAAAAAUGGCGUCGUCUCCCGCCACCCCCCUCGCCCCUCCCCGCCACCUCCUCCUCGUCCUCCGCGGCUGCACCUCGCCCCGCGCCUGGGCCCGUGUCCGCGCCGUACGCGGGGAUGGCGCCGGCAGUGGUGGGGGUGGUGGGGGAGGGUCGUACCUGGACAUGUGGAAGAAGGCGGUGGAGAGGGAGCGGCGGUCGGCGGAGAUCGCGCACCGGCUGCGGCAGGCGUCGACCGCGGUGGAGGAGGAUGGGAGGAGGGGGGCUGCGGCGGGCGACGGCGACGGCGACGCGGAGGGGAGGAGGAGGACGGCGCGGUUCGAGGAGAUGCUGCGGGUGCCGCGGGAGGAGCGGGACCGCGUGCAGCGCCGCCAGGUCAUCGACCGCGCCGCGGCGGCGCUGGCGGCGGCUCGCGCCGUGCUCAAGGACCCGCCGCCCCCGCCGGCGCCGCUCCCCGCGCUGCAGCAGCAGCAGCCGGCGGAGGAGGCCACGGGCGAGGUCGGAUCGGGGAAUGGGCUGGGUUCGCGUACGGCUCCGGGGGAACCGGAUCAGGCUUCCCGGCCGCCGGCGCCGGUGACAGAGGCGGCGCAGCCGGCGAAAGUGGCAGACACUGGGGAUUCAUCUCCUUUCAAGCAGUCAAGUUCCAAGCUUGGUACUCCAGGUCCAGAUUUUUGGUCCUGGUUACCACCAGUGGAAAAUAGCGCUAAACUAGGAGAAAUUGAUACUGGUUUAAAACCAUCCAAGAAAAUGGACUCCUUUUCAAGUCAGCCUGAUCUGCUAAUGGAAAAGGAGCAGUCAGCAGACAUUUUAUCACUUCCAUUUGAGACCACUUUCUUCAAGAAGGAAGACCGAUCUCUUCCUCCCUUCCAGUCAUUUGCUGAGCCUGAAAAUGUGGAAUCUGAGCCCAAUCUUACUGCUGAUGCAGAGGAGACGUUUGAAGAACAAUUUUCUAAAAAUGCAGCUGAGGCAGCUAGAGCACUUAGUGCAAGCGAUGAGAAGUCAUCACAUGGGGUACAUCCAGAUGGUUCACUGUGGUGGAAGGAGACAGGUGUAGAACAAAGGUCUGAUGGUGUAACUUGCAAGUGGACUGUAAUUAGGGGAGUUAGUGCUGAUGGAGCUGUUGAAUGGGAAGACAAAUAUUGGGAGGCUUCAGACCGGUUUGAUCACAAAGAAUUAGGUUCUGAGAAGUCUGGCCGUGAUGCUACUGGCAAUGUUUGGCGGGAAUACUGGAAAGAAUCUAUGUGGCAGGAUUUCACCUGUGGUGUUAUGCAUAUGGAGAAAACUGCAGACAAGUGGGGAAAGAAUGGUAAAGGAGAGCAAUGGCAAGAGCAAUGGUGGGAGCAUUAUGAUUCAAGUGGCAAAGCUGAGAAGUGGGCUGAUAAAUGGUGCAGCUUGGAUCCAAAUACACCACUAGAUGUUGGUCAUGCUCAUGUUUGGCAUGAAAGGUGGGGCGAGAAGUAUGAUGGCUGCGGAGGUAGUGUAAAAUACACUGACAAAUGGGCUGAACGAUCAGAAGGGGAUGGGUGGUCGAAGUGGGGCGACAAGUGGGACGAACAUUUUGACCCGAAUGCCCAUGGAGUGAAGCAAGGGGAGACCUGGUGGGAAGGCAAGUAUGGGGACCGGUGGAACCGCACCUGGGGUGAGCAUCACAACGGCACCGGUUGGGUGCACAAGUAUGGCAGGAGCAGCAGUGGCGAGCACUGGGACACACACGCCCCGCAGGACACCUGGUAUGAGCGAUACCCGCACUUCGGGUUUGAACAUUGCUUCAACAACUCGGUGCAGCUCCGGUCUGUGAAGAGGCAGUCCUCAAGAAACAUUAAACCCGAAAAAGAUUAGAUAUUUAGAAGCAACUCAGUUGCAUUCAUAACAGAUAGCUGGCUACAUGCCCAUCUUUCAUUUUUGAUCUUGCUGAAGAGCCCAUGCUUGUAAAAUAAGAUAGAAUGGCCGAUUUCAGCUCUUGUCCUGGUACAGUGCUAUUCCUGAACCGAGCUAUGUUUCCAAAGUCCAUUAGCUACAGAGCAAUAAAAAUGAUUCCUGCUCUUAGUAUCUGCA
This is a messenger RNA of Oryza brachyantha (malo sina), 2061 nucleotides long. RefSeq lists its product as uncharacterized. The transcript is spliced from 4 exons. Gene Ontology annotation, molecular function: starch binding. The coding region runs from base 16 to 1845 and encodes 609 amino acids. Gene Ontology annotation, biological process: starch metabolic process; regulation of starch metabolic process. NCBI's taxonomy places the organism in Eukaryota, Viridiplantae, Streptophyta, Magnoliopsida, Poales, Poaceae. Gene Ontology annotation, cellular component: chloroplast stroma; starch grain. The record is from RefSeq and is a predicted model, not a curated record.